AUGUCAUUCUCAACAGCAUGGUUUUUUCAAAUUAUUUUAUUUCUCUACGAAUAUCUCGCAUGGCAAGUAGAAAUAAAAAAUUAUACAACGCAUGGUCAUCAUCGUGAUUUAUUUGGACAAAAUGCUUAUUUUUUAAUUGUUCAAAUAAAUUCAUUGCCACAUUUAGCGGCUGCUUACGUUUAUUAUCAUCGAAUUAAAUGGGCAAUGAUACUUUAUAUGCCAUAUUUAAUGAUUUUUACUACGGGACAAAUAUUUACAUGGUGGUUACCGUAUUUUUUUGAAAAAGGUCUCUGGUAUACGGAUGAAAAUGGUAAAAAACUGGCGCAAUAUAAACAAUAUCAUGCAAAUCAUCAUCGAAUUUUACCGCGUUUUAAAGAUCAUGCUAUUAUUCCUGAUACGGAGCAUACAAUUUUAUUUGUAUUGACAUGCAUUACACUUCUGUUAACAAUUCGAACAACAAUAAAAGUAAUGAAAAAUAAAGCAGUAAAAUUCAAAAUAAAAUAA
Molecule: messenger RNA, 504 nt
Organism: Rotaria socialis
Lineage: Eukaryota; Metazoa; Rotifera; Eurotatoria; Philodinida; Philodinidae
Source: the annotation of a GenBank genome assembly